AUGGGAGGUAUUACGCAGAGACCAUGGACUCCAACAAAACGACGGGGCUUAAUUGCUGCUGAAUUCAAAGGACCAGGACCAGCAUGUGUUGCCUUGCCAUCUUAUAUAGGACGAAGAACCUUGGAGUCUAAAACAGAAAGAGCUCCAGCAUUUAGUUUCGGUUCUAGACAAGGGGGAAAAUUGGAUUCUAUUGGUCCAGGACCAGGUCAAUACAAUGUGUCAGGAAUGAGUGCUAAAGGAAAGGAUACACCACCAGCUUUAAGUUUACAUAGCCGCCCAAAAGAACCCAAACCUGAUAAUUUCCCUGCGCCAGGAGAUUAUAAUCCAGAUAAAGCUGAAAAAGUGAUUCACGAUAAUUCUCCGAAAUAUACUUUUGGUUUAAAAACAAAUAUGGGAAAAGCCGUAGAUACCCCAGCUCCUAAUGUUUACAAUAUUCCAUCAGCUGUUGGUGAUAAAGGAGCUCCAGCUUAUACAAUAUCUGGUAGAACAAAAGAACCAUUAGACGAACGUGUUAAAAAUCCUGCUCCUGGUCAAUAUAAUAACGUUUUUCCAGAUUUUUAUAAAAGUAAUUCUCCCGCAUAUACGAUGAGUGGACGAGUAGACCUUCCAAAAGAUGACAAUAUUCCUGGCCCUGGAGUCUAUUCCCCUGAAAAGGUUAUUUCACAUCUGAGGCAUGCACCUAGUCAUUCAUUUGGUAUCCGACAUUCUCCAUAUUUGGGUACCCAACAUGGUUGUCUGCGCAGAGAAAAAACUACUUGGCUAUUUUAGUGAAAUAUUUCGAAAACACCUGGGUGAUUUUAAAUUCCACUGUAACGCCAGCUUUCAUAAAAUGAAAAAAAUUAUACGAUAUGGAACAAAAUAUAAAUGAAAAAGCAAACACCCAUUACAAGUUUUAUAAUGAUUGAUCUUAAAUAUUUUAUGUUUGAGAAAAUAUACUGUGUAUAAUACAGAGGAAGUACAAUUGGGUAAAGAUGAUGAAAAAUCAAUACUUCUUGUUAGAUUCAAAAUAAACACGACUAUAGAUAUUUGGAGUUAAUACAGAGGUGGAUACAAAAGUGCCGCCUACAGGUUAUAUUUUUUCAAAACUAAAAAUAGAUACUAAAAUAAGGAAUUCGAAAAUUAUGCAAAUGUUUAUUAGAAUCACAUAAAAUGCAACAAAAACUGCAUUUCAACAGAAUAUAAAAAUUCAUAUAUUAUCUAAUUGCAUAUGAGGUGAACCUAAAGAUAUUCAACUAAAUAAAAAUGGCCUUUCCAUUGGCUCCCAUUACACUUUUCAUCGGCACUGCCAUUAAAUAGCGCAAGACAAUACAGUGCGGGACAAAAUACCGCAAAUGAAACAGCUCCAGGAUAAAACAACGCAAGAACAAAUAGCAUAUUCACGAGAAGCGCUCAGAUAAAAUAACACCGGAAAAACGGU
Molecule: messenger RNA, 1417 nt
Organism: Psylliodes chrysocephalus
Lineage: Eukaryota; Metazoa; Arthropoda; Insecta; Coleoptera; Chrysomelidae
Source: the annotation of a GenBank genome assembly